Molecule: messenger RNA, 3420 nt
Organism: Neoarius graeffei (lesser salmon catfish)
Lineage: Eukaryota; Metazoa; Chordata; Actinopteri; Siluriformes; Ariidae
Gene: limk1a
Product: LIM domain kinase 1a
Exons: 16
Coding region: 78-2060 (660 amino acids)
Biological process (GO): actin cytoskeleton organization; positive regulation of stress fiber assembly; protein phosphorylation
Cellular component (GO): cytoplasm; nucleus; neuron projection
Molecular function (GO): protein binding; ATP binding; protein serine/threonine kinase activity
Source: RefSeq, a predicted model, not a curated record
GGCUCGGUGUUUCGGGGCGGAAGAGGUCGGGAAUUCCUGCGCCGGGCUGUUUGGCGGAGCUCCCGGGCGGAGGGUGGAUGAGGUUGAUGCUGCUCUGCUGUACCUGGAAGGACGAGCGCAUGGGGGAGGAGGAAGCUGGUGGACGAUUGCCAUUGUGUGCGGGAUGUGGACAGCACAUUUAUGAUGAGCAAUACCUGCAGGCCCUCAGUACUGACUGGCACACCAUUUGUUUCAGAUGCUGUGAAUGCAGUGGCUCUCUAUCUCGGUGGUACUAUGAGAAAGAUGGCCGUCUCUUCUGCAGGAAGGAUUACUGGGCCAAGUUUGGGGAGCUGUGUCACGGCUGCUCUGAGCCCAUCACCACUGGGCUCAUCAUGGUCGCAGGCGAGCAGAAGUAUCACCCCGAGUGUUUCACCUGCCUGAAUUGUCGCACCUUCAUCGGCGAUGGAGACAACUACGCUCUGGUGGAGAGGUCCAAGCUGUACUGCGGACAUUGCUAUUAUGAGACCAUCGUGACCCCGGCGACGUUGCCUGACUCUCCAUGCUCACGAAUCCCUCACACAGUCACACUGGUGUCUAUUCCAGCUUCCACAGAUGGAAAGCGUGGCUUCUCUCUCUCCAUCGAUCAGGGAGGCAGCCCAAACGGCUACGGUACUGACUACAACCACACGGUCCGCGUGUCCCAGGUGGAUUCAGAGUGCAUCAGUCCAGAUGUGAAGAACUCCAUACAUGUUGGCGACCGCGUCCUGGAGAUCAACGGCACCCCCAUCCGGAAUGUUCCAGUCGAUGAGAUCGAUUUGCUCAUCCAAGAGACCAGUCGACUCCUGCAGCUCACUAUCGAGCAUGACCCCCUUGACCCCGACAACCCCAGCAGCUCGUUUGGGGAUCAAGUGGACGGACCGAGCCCACUGCCUGAGAGGCAAAGCCCGGUUCCACCGAUCACACAGCCACCAAAUCACGACCUCAACAACCUGCGCUCCCGCGUGAUCACGCGUAGCUACAGUAUUGAUAAGUCACCGUGUUCCAGUAAUGCUGCGUCCCCAAUGUCUCUGAGGAAGGAUAUCGGACGAUCCGAGUCUCUCCGUGUCGUGACAAACCGCACGCACAGAAUCUUCCGGCCGUCUGAUCUAAUCCACGGAGAAGUGCUAGGAAAGGGCUGCUACGGUCAGGCUAUUAAGGUGACCCACAGGGAAACGGGGGAGGUGAUGGUCAUGAAGGAGCUCAUUCGCUUUGAUGAUGAGACUCAGUGGACCUUCCUUAAGGAGGUAAAAGUAAUGAGAUGCCUGGACCACCCCAACGUCCUCAAGUUCAUCGGGGUCCUGUACAAAGACAAGCGGCUGAACUUCAUCGCCGAGUACAUCAAAGGAGGCACCCUGAGGGACAUCAUUAAGAAAAUGGACAGUAAUUAUCCCUGGAACCAGAGAGUGAGUUUUGCCAAGGAUAUUGCAUCUGGAAUGGCCUACCUACAUUCCAUGAACAUCAUCCACCGUGAUCUCAACUCUCACAAUUGCUUGGUUAGAGAGAACAACAGUGUCGUGGUGGCGGACUUUGGGCUCGCUCGCUUAAUGGUAGAAGACAAGAACCAGGACAAACUGGGAAAGAUCCAGGGUGUGAAGAAACCAGACAGGAGGAAGAGAUACACGGUUGUGGGCAACCCCUACUGGAUGGCUCCAGAAAUGAUUCAUGGAAAGAGCUACGACGAGAAAGUGGACAUCUUUUCCUUCGGCAUCAUGCUGUGCGAGAUUAUCGGGCGGGUCAAUGCAGAUCCAGACUACUUGCCCCGAGCCACAGACUUUGGCCUCAACGUGAACGGUUUUCUGGAGCAUUAUUACCCUCCAGAUUGCCCCCGCACUUUCUUCCCUCUGGCUGUCUUAUGCUGUGACCUGGAUCCUGAGAAACGGCCUUCAUUUGCAAAGCUGGAAGAAUGGCUUGAGAAGCUAAAGAUGCACUUGGACAUGCGCUUCCCACUGGUGUCAGAGCUGGAGCAGGUCCAUCUAGACUUCUGGCAGAAGCAUCCGCCUGAUGAGAACAAGCUGUCCACUCAUCCAGAGCAGCCCGAAUAGCCAAUUAGGAUCUGAUCUCAUGGUGUUCAUUCCGAAAUCCGUUGCAAAAAACCUGCUGGAUAAGGAGUGCUUGGGCUUGGGAAUCGCCUGCUUAUUGGACUGGCAUUCAGUGAAGUUCUGUCUAUAACUGGAGGUCCACAGUAGGAUUUGGAGAGCACAGUCGAUGGCGGAUUCAGUGGGUUUUGAAGAAUUAAUUUUCCUUCCUCCUGAAAUGCCAGGCAUCAUCCCUCUCCUGUCACUUUAGCUUCUCCAGUGUCUGAGUUAUUGACAUCCAGUAUACACGUGUUAACUGAAUUAUUGAUGGCGUGGCUAGUUUUGAAAUGGUAUAUCCAUCUGUUUUCAUUCAGACUCUGUAAAAAGGACUCAUUUUCAAGGGGCUCCAUGUUCUGCAAGUCAAAAAAUAAGGGUAGUGCAUGUUUGUAAAUAGUCUGUUCUUCUGCCCUGCUUGUUGUCCGGCAGUGAAUACAAGACAAAAUGGACUCCUUUUAGAUGUGUGUACAAAACGCUUCCUUUAGUUUUGUCUUUCAAUCCAUGUAGCUUUGACAAUGUUUUGUCUACAGCAGUGGUGUCAAACCUGUUUUAGGUAACAGCCCACACUGUUUAGUCCAAAGUCAAGUGGGCCAAUAACACAUGAACAUCUCCUCCUAAAUGUGUUCGUUUAUCAGCGUUUCACUGAAUGAUUCGUUCUGAAUGCACAAAAAGGAUUAAACAAUUCGCAUACAAAAUAGAUAGAAUUGGCAAGUCAUUAAAAAAAAAAAAGUUGAUGGUUUUACCAUACUGUGCCCUGCAUAAGUAUUUAUUCCCUUAAUGUGGUUUGGGGUUUUUUGUUUUGUUUUUUUUAAAUAGGUCCAACAACCCAAUAAUAUUGAAUUUAGGGGAUGACGGGGAUCCAAAUAGGGUCAUUUGUGUGUGGGGUUUUUUGGGUGUUUUUUUUUUUUUUUGUAAGGUCUCGCAACCCAAUAAUAUUGAAUUUGGGGGAUGACUGGGAUCCGUGCAGGGUUGUUUGUAUGUGGGUGUUUUAUUUUUUGGUAAGGUCUCACAACCCAAUAAUACUUAAUUUGGGGGAUGAUGGGGAUCAGUAUAGGUUUGUGUGUACGGUUUUUAUUUUUUGGAAGGUCUCACAAUCCAAUAAUAUUGAAUUUGGGGGAUGACUGGGAUUCGUACGGGGUGGUUUGUGUGUGGGGUUUUUUUUUGGUCACAAUCCAAUAAUACUUAAUUUGGGGGAUGACAGGGACCCGUGUAGGUUUUUUGUUUGUUUGGUUUUUUAAGGGUCUUACAAACCCAAUCAUAUUGAAUUUGGGGGAUUACGGGGAUCGGUAUAGGUUUUGUUUUUUUUUCCCUUUUUUUUGGGGGGGGGGGG